AUGGGUUUAGUUAGGGAGAAAGAUAUUGAAUUCAACAUGAAUACUGAAAUGGGGAGAGUAGAAGAAAUUGAAGAAGACAAAGGUGUGGCCAAAAUCCUAGCCAUUGGCACAGCAAAUCCACCCAAUUUCAUCCUUCAGCAAGACUACCCUGACUUCUACUUCCGGGUCACCAACAGAGAUCACUUGCACUGCUUGAAGCAAAAGUUCAAGCGCAUAUGCGAGAACACAAAGAUAGAGAAACGACAUGUCGUCCACACCGAAGAAUUUCUGAAGCAGAAUUCAGAAACGGGCACGUACCAGGAUCUUCCAUUGGAGACACGACAGAAGCUACCCACGGAGGAGGUAAUCAAACUAGGCAAGGAAGCAGCGUCCAGGGCCAUAAAAGAAUGGGGUCAACCCUCCUCACAAAUCACACAUCUCAUCUUCUACACCUCUUCCUGCUUCGGCACCGUUCCCGGCCCCGACCACCACCUCUGCAAGCUCCUCCAACUCAACUCAACCGUCAACCGCCUCAUGCUCUUUAGCCACGGCUGUCACGCUGGCGGCACCAUUCUCCGCGUCGCCAAAGACAUAGCCGAGAACAAUCCCGCCUCACGCGUUCUGGCUGUGUGUGCUGAAACCAUGCUCUCUGCGUUUCGUGCUCCUUGUGAUUCCAACGUUGAUGCCCUCAUAGGACAGGCUCUGUUCGGCGAUGGUAGUGCCGCUGUGAUCAUUGGUGCGGAUCCUAAACCCUCCGUUGAGCAUCCACUUUUCGACCUCGUGUUGGCUUCGCAAACCACUGUACCUAACACUGAGAACGCGAUCAGAGGAAACCAACGAGAGUUGAGUCUGGUUUACUCUUUGGAUAAGGACAUUCCGAAUAUUGUAGCUAACAAUGUGAAGAAGCUUUUGGUUGAUGAGUUGUGUGCGGUUAUUGGCGAUGUUAUUGAUUGGAAUAACUUGUUUUACGCAAUUCACCCUGGUGGGCCACUAAUUGUGAGUAUGAUUGAAGAGAAGCUUGGAUUGGAGAAGGAGAAGCUGAGGGGGAGUUGGGAAGUGCUGAGGCAAUACGGGAACAUGUGGAGUCCCACUGUGAUUUUUAUCUUGGAUGAGGUGAGGAAGAGGUCCAAGAAAAAAGGGAUGAGAACAACCGGUGAAGGGUUAGAGUGGGGAGUUUUAUUAGGGUUUGGUCCUGGUGUGGCAAUGGAGACCGUGGUGUUACGCAGUUAUCCGUGUUCAUCAUUAGUUAAGAGGGAGUUACAACAGUAG
Messenger RNA from Sphenostylis stenocarpa, 1248 nucleotides. Lineage: Eukaryota; Viridiplantae; Streptophyta; Magnoliopsida; Fabales; Fabaceae. The record is from the annotation of a GenBank genome assembly.